AUGUUUCCCUUUGUUCGUCAAGGUCUUUCUUCUGCCAGUUUCCAACCUUCUUGCUGCUGCCGACAAAGGUUUGUAAAGAUGCCUAGGAAACCAAGGUACAACAUUAUACGGGAACCCCCGAAAGAUGCUGGAACUAAUGCCGGUACUCAAGAGGCAAUGGUUUCACAUUGUGUUAAGGUUGGGUCUACGACUAGAGGAGCUCAGACAUCACGGGAGCAACCACGUGAUAGGGCUCCUUCGAUUUCAUCCACAGCUAACAGAGCUCCGAUAACCCAUGACCCUCAAACUCCAACGGACAACAUAGAGACUCGGCAUCGCGUUGAAGUGGCUGAUCGGGAAUUGGAGGAUGAGGAUUAUGACCCAAAGGCGGAUGAAGUUCCGUCGUUUGAUGACCACAUCGACGACUUGUUUGCUGCCCAAGAGGUCGAAGGUCAGCAUAACAAUAAGAAAGCCAAAGAUACACAUUUCUGGCAAGUUAUUGUUAUCGAGGAUGGCGUGAGAAAAGUUUCUAAGCUGAGCGUGAAGGAGGCUAUAGCCCUCCCUUCCAAUACAAAGAUAGAACUGCCAUUUAACAGUCAGCUACAACCGAUUGGUCAGGCGGCAGGAUUAUUGAGUGGUUUCAUAGAGAGUUUGGGUGCGGAUUAUUCCCAGUUCUCCAUACACUUAGACAGUUGGAAGCUGGUAAGCAAAGCAAAGAGGGAACAUGCGUAUGACAUGCUUAAGCGGGUCUUUCACUAUGAGAAUGAUGCCGGAGGAAAAAUAAAGUGCAAUAUGUUGAAGAGGAUAGGAAAGAACUGGAAGGAUACAAAGAACCACUUGUUUCAUAUGUGUUACAAACAAAUUCGAACUUAUGAGAAAAAUCUCAAGCAUCACCCUGCAGGAAUAGACAAAAAUGAUUGGAAAAAGUUCGUUGACUAUCGCCUGAAUGAAGAAACACAGAAAAAGUGUAAACAGAACGCUUUAAAUCGAAGCAAGCAACUUUACACACAUACUGGGGGCUCCAAAAUAUUGGCAAGAGAAAAAGACGAAGUGGAGAGAGAGCAAGGAAGGCCCGUUGGUAGAGGAGAGUUGUUUAUCAUGACUCAUAAGAAAAAAAUGGCUCGUAUAUCCAUCCCGAUGCGCGUGUUGUUAGUGAAGCAAUUGCGAAUGUUGAGAGGUAGGAUGGAUCCUCUAAACACCUUUCACAAAAUGACUCGCUAUCACAAGUUCUCGGAAAGGAGCACCCAGGACGAGUUCGUGCUCUAG
This is a messenger RNA of Arachis duranensis, 1245 nucleotides long. RefSeq lists its product as uncharacterized. Lineage: Eukaryota; Viridiplantae; Streptophyta; Magnoliopsida; Fabales; Fabaceae. The transcript is spliced from 9 exons. The coding region runs from base 1 to 1245 and encodes 414 amino acids. The record is from RefSeq and is a predicted model, not a curated record.